CGCUUUAGUAUCGCGGUUGCGUUCGGAGGGAGAGGUCGCGUUGGUUACGGUUUUCGCUUUCGUACACGUGUUAUUAUUAUACCAAUAAUAACACGUAAAGUUGUGUGUAGUUGACGAGUUCUUGUUUAAUUUAAGUAGUAAAAGUAUAGUGUUUUGUGAAUACAUUGUGUAAAUGAAACAUACAAAAAGUGAAUUUGGAAUCAGCUUGCGAUGCAGGCUCAGCGGCCGUGCUGUUGUCGAUGCGACCGGUGAAUAGUGCACUUGUUGCGAUAUGUCAUUCUUAGUGAGUUGUCUGAUAGCGUGUUGUGUGCUGUGGGGGGUGGCGGGCGACGUUAAGCCGGAGCUGUCGAUGCUGUUGGUGUCGCGUUGCUGCCCAGAGGGACAUGUGCUCACCGCCGAAGCCUUGCGCUCUCCCAUACUGCCAUCGACAGUAGCCGCCGCACCAUGCCAACAAGUGGACAGGAAUGUGACAUGGUCUCCGCGAGUGUAUGCGCUGAAACGAAAUCGUACAAACCCAAAUGACACGGGAUUCGUCACGCUUGGCUACGUCCCGCGUCAUUGGCGCUAUGAGUGGGGAAAGCUUCCAGACUGCAAUCCCUUACGAGUACUGCCGGAGUACGCGGCGCCUUAUGCCCUGCUCGCCCGCACCGGAGCUAUGAUGAUUCGUGGAGUUUCGAAGCCAUUGGACCUGAAGAGAUACUGCUGCGACCAGACCGCGGCACUGGUGUGUGCGGAUGAUACGUCUUGGAAGUCGACUAAAUGUUGUGCGGAGGGGCGAGCCUUUAACGGUACGCACUGCGUGGAGCAGGCCGAGCGAGCGCAGGAGGCCCUGGAGGAACUGCGUGCUCUCGCCGCAAGCUCCGACAGCCCGGGCGGUGCAGGCUCUGGCAGCGCGGUUGGCUUCGGCUGGCCGCUGUGUGGCGACGGGUCGCGCUACGCCGUGGCGGGACAGCUGGCGGGCGCCAGGCUGGGACAGCGCGGCGAGCUGGAGCUGCGCGCGGCCGGCGGCGGCGGCGAGCUGCUGGCGGGAGGCACUUGGUGCGCGGAGGCCGUGCUGGGCGAGGCGGGCACGCGAGUGCUGGCGUGCGAAGCGGAGGCGCGGUCGCAGCGACCGACGACGCAAGCCACGCGGCACGCGCUGUAUGGCGCUGGGCUAGCGGUCGGAGCGGCCUUCCUAGCGGCCACGCUGGCGGCAGGCUUCGCCCUGCCGGCGGCGCACCACGCGUUGCACUGGCGCUGCCAGACGCACUACGUGGCAGCGCUGAUGCUGGGGGACGUGCUGCUGGCCGCCACGCAGCUGGCGGGGGACCGCGUACCUCCUGGGCUGUGCCGUGCGCUGGCUGUGUGCAUGCAUUUCUUGUUCCUGUCGGCAUUCUUUUGGCUGAACACUAUGUGUUUCAACAUCUGGUGGACUUUCCGGGACUUCCGUCCGACGUCGUUGGAGCGCGGGCAGGAGGCCUGGCGGCUGCGGGUGUACAUGGUGUACGCGUGGGGCGGGCCGCUCCUGCUGGCGGGCGCGGCUGCGGCGCUGGACCAGCUGCCGCCGGCCGCCGCCGCGCCCUUCCUGCGUCCGCGUUUUGCUGUGCAACGCUGCUGGUUCUACGGUGACAUGGAGAUCUUAGUCUACUUCUUCGGGCCCGUGGGCGUCUUACUGCUCGUCAAUCUGGCGCUGUUCAUAUCGACCACUCGCCAGCUCACCUGCGGCCUCUGGCGACGCGACGAAGUCAAGUCCACUUCUGAACGGGCGGCUUUGGGUCGCGUGUGCGCAAAGCUGGUGGUGGUGAUGGGCGUGACUUGGGGAGCGGACGUAGUGUCGUGGGCGGCGGGCGGACCCGACUACGUGUGGUACGCUACGGACCUGUUGAAUGCGCUGCAGGGCGUGUUCAUCUUCCUGGUGGUGGGCUGCCAGCCUCACGCUUGGGCCGCCGUGAAGCGCGCGGCGGCGGCGUGCUGCGCGCGCGGCCGGGACGGGGCGCAGGCGCGCGCCACGCACUCGUCCACGCACCUGCCGUCCUGUGGGGAGUCGCUCACACACACCACGCCGGCGCCCGCGUCCGCCGCGCCGCCGGCGCCCCUGGCGUCCCCGGCGCCCGCCCCGCGGGUCCCAAUGGAGACAGUGUGCUGAGUGCUGCGUCAGACUGUACUGAGACUAUUACUGACUGCCGAGUGAGGCUUGAGCUUUAAUGUAAUGUUAUGUACUUAGUCAUAGUGAAUAUUUAUUCUUCAGUAUUAUUUUGUAUGUUCGUAACGAUUGCGAUCGAUGUUGUCGUAUGAUUGACUGAUGACGGACUACAAGUGCGUGUAUCUGCAGUCACAUAGAAGGAUUAAAUGAUGCAUAUAAAUGCGACGUGUUUAUUGUAAGUACGUACCGUGUACUGAGUCGACGUAAGCUACUUUCGAAGCUUACGUAAUAUCUUGCCCUGUUAGAUGACUGUUGAAACAAAAAAAUAAAUGUUACAACAAUUA
Spodoptera exigua (beet armyworm) is the source of this 2466-nucleotide messenger RNA. The record is from the annotation of a GenBank genome assembly. Lineage: Eukaryota; Metazoa; Arthropoda; Insecta; Lepidoptera; Noctuidae.